Messenger RNA from Uranotaenia lowii, 1305 nucleotides. Its product is annotated as serpin H1-like. NCBI's taxonomy places the organism in Eukaryota, Metazoa, Arthropoda, Insecta, Diptera, Culicidae. Gene Ontology annotation, molecular function: serine-type endopeptidase inhibitor activity. The transcript has 3 exons. The record is from RefSeq and is a predicted model, not a curated record. The coding region runs from base 36 to 1223 and encodes 395 amino acids.
AACGCUUAGUGAACUUACUUCAUAAAACUUCAACGAUGUUGCCCUGGAUCAGUUCCAUUCUUUGGCUUCUAUUAGUUUCCCAAUCUUUCGCAAACCUGGCGCCAGGAGAACCGGAAGAGGAACAAAUCGAUAUCAACGAAAAGAUCUUGAAUUAUACAAUAAGAUAUUACCAAAAACGAUACGUAGACGGUCAGAACAUGGAUACAUCUCCGUUAUUAGUCCUGUCCACUUUAAUGGAUCUGCAAAACGUUUCGGAUGCCUCGAGUUUGUACGAUCUGCACACUUUGGUCGACUUAGCUCACAAUACUACUGAAGCUGUGUUCACCGAAGUUGGGGAUCUUUCUCGGGAGCUGAUGAACAAAACCGAUAAAGUGAAGGCCAGUUCUCGAUUGUUCGUGGACAGUUCGAUACAAAACAUAAACCAUCGCAUAAACCAGAACCUAACCGUGGAAAGCGUUAGUUUUCGAGAUGCGGCAGAUUCUCUAAAAACCAUUAAUAAAUGGGCUGGUCUUUCCGGAGGAACCGACGAAGUUGCCAAAAUCUAUCAAAUCAAGGCUGAUUCUAAAGCCCUUUUGAUAGCCACUUCCACAUCGAAGUGGGCGCUUGGCUUAAGCCAAACGAGCAAGAAAUUCCAAGAUAAGGAGACCACUUUUCUAGAAGGAACUGUUCAAGGUCGUUACAAAUCCUGGGAUCAACUCCAAGCAGAAAUUGUUGAACUAAGAUCUACCACCAGCAAACUUUGGCUGAUUCUUCCGAAGGAAGGUUCCUCGAUCGCAAGGUUUAGCGAAUCACUAACCGACGAAAAUUUUAAACAAAUCGUAACUGAACUUGAGGGAUCUUCGGACUCACUUAUCCCACUUUCGGUACCUAAAGUGACCAUUGAGUACAAUUCUCAAGAAGACGCCUUCCUGAAAGAUGAAAUGAGAGUGUUUACUACAAUGAGUUAUUAUCUGCAAAACAACAGUGACACCGUUUAUUCGUUUCAAAAUUUUCUGGUCAAAUGUAUCGUUGAACUGACAGAUGGGGGAGCACCGGCAUCAGGAGGAACCCCGUCCAAGGCCGUUGAGUUUACGAGGCCAUUCGUUAUCGUGAUUCUGUCCAACGAAGGAAACAUUCCGCUGGUGAUGGCUAAUUACUUUUCACCGGUGGACAAAAUACACGAGCUGGAAGAUUUGCUCGCCCAGUUGGAAGCCGAAGAAGGGAACGGCAAUCAGGAGCUGUGACUAGAUGCGUUCCCUAAGAUUUAAUUUGUAAAUCAUUCCCUGGUGAUCAAUAAACAUAACUUCUACUUCUUUCCGUUCCGAA